AAAGGGGAAAAAAAAAGAAAAGAAAAAGACAAAUUUUGUUUUUAUUUACUUAGUUUUCAGCCGCUACUGCAAAACAAAAUUUUCCAACUUCAUAAAAAAUUCUGUGUUAUGGACAAGUGACUUAUUAAAGAUAUGCAUUUGUGAACUUUUCAAAAAGAAAAAUUAAAAUGAGUAAUUUGGAAACCUUAGAAAGUAUUGAUCCUGAUAGAUCUUCAAAUCAUUUGUCAAGAAAAUUAACUAAACUUUUAGAAGCUCGUUUGGAUACAGACAAAGACACACUUGAUGCUCUUAAAGAUUUGUCGACUUUCUUUACAGAGAAUAAUAUCAAGAACAGGAGAAAUUUGCGUAGUGAAAUAGAAAAACGAAGUUUAAGAGUAAACGAAGAAUUUUUAGAAUCUUUUCGUGAUGUUAAAGAGGCUCUUGAUCAUUUAUAUGAAGAUGUUGCAGCAAUGAAUGAGUGUUGUAAUGAUAUGAUGAGUCGACUGCAAGCAACUAAAUCUCAAACGCAUGACCUAAUAAAUGAAACUACAAAAUUGCAAGCAGAAAGCCAGAAGAUUCAAAUGAAACAAGAAGUUACUCAAGCGUUUCUUGACACUUUUCAUCUUAAGCCAGAGGAAAUUAAAAUUCUUCGAGGCACUAGAGAUGGUGGAUUAGAUAAGCAAUUCUUUGAAGUUCUGUCUAAGGUUAAAAAAAUUCAUAAUAAUUGCAAGGCCCUUCUGAGAAGCAGUCAACAAACAGCAGGAAUAGAAAUUAUGGAAGCUAUGGCAUUACAGCAAGAAGCUGCAUAUGAAAGAUUGUAUCGAUGGACUCAAAGCGAAUGUCGCCUUCUGAAUGUAGAAUCACCAGAAAUAAAUCCUUUACUUAGUCAAGCAAUGGAAAGUUUGCAAGAUCGCCCUGUAUUAUUCAAAUAUUCAAUAGAUGAAUAUGCUAAUGCCCGAAGAGCUGCUAUUGUCAGAGCUUUUAUUGAUUCAUUAACCAGAGGAGGUGUUAGUGGAACUCCUCGUCCAAUAGAAAUGCACUCACAUGACCCUUUACGCUAUGUUGGAGACAUGUUAGCAUGGUUACAUCAAGCAACUGCUUCAGAAAAAGAGAUUCUUGAAGCUGUUUUAAAAAAGUGUUCAAGCAAAGAACUUGAAAAUGAUAUUCAAGUUGCAUUAGCACACAUAACAGAAGGUUUAUGUAGGCCUUUGAAGGUUCGAGUAGAACAAGUUCUUAUUGCUUCUGAACAAGGAGCAGUUACUCUUUUUAAAUUGGGAUCUGUACUCAAGUUUUAUUUGCAUACUAUUCAGCAAGUGAUAAAAACAGAAGCUGCCCUUUUGACUACUCUUGAAGAAAUGCAUACUUUAUCUCAGAAAAUGUUUUACAAUAGUUUGACUUGUCAUUGUGGAAAAAUUUUGGAGAAAAUUGAAAUGCCUCCUGCAGAUUUAGGGCCACCUGAAGCUUUGAAACAAACUCUAACCCUUUUGAGAGAAGUAUUGUCAUGUCAAGAUGCUUGUCUUGUUUCAGUUGAUGAUCGUCAAAAAGAUGUACCUCAGAUUUUAACAACUGUAAUUGAACCAUCACUGCAAAUGUGUCAUGUUUCUGCCUCUAAAUUAGCCAGUGCUGAUAUGGCAACAUACUUGGCAAACUGCAUUUAUUUAAUCCAUUCAACCUUGAUGCUCUUUGAAUAUACUGAUCAGCAUUUGGAAAUGCUUCAAGCACAGAUGGAUGCUCAUCUAGACACUUUAGUAAGUGAACAAGCAUCUACCAUUGUUGGACAACUAGGAUUAGGUGCACUGUAUACAUCUUUGCAAGAUUUUCAACCAAAACAUGGUCCUUUGUCUAGUUUACCUGGAUGUGAUGCCUUAGCUAUUCAAGCAGCUGUGAAAAAAUUGGACAGUUUCCUUUCAGCACCAGAUUCCUUAACAAUACCUCAAAGCAUACUACUCCUUUCGGCAUCUCUGAGACAAACAUUGAGAAAACGUUCUAUGGAGUUGUUGUGUAAUGCAUAUACACAGAUAUAUGAAGCUGUGAAUUUGUCCAGCAAUAAUUAUAUGGAGCCUCAACUCCUACUCCCGAGGACACCUGAACAAGUGAGAACUUUGCUUCUAUGAACAAUAUAUCUGGGAUAGUUUUACAUAAUUGGAUGAGGGAAUUGCAGAUAUUGCAAGAUUUAAAUAAAGGAUAUUCACUGUUAAAUGGUUAAAUAGAUUCCAUUAUAUAUUGUGUGUGUAUAGUUUUGUACAAUUUCUGAAACUUUUGCAAUGAAAAUAUUUUUUAAUUCAUUGUUUCUGUUAAAUAGAAAUAUUCAUGUUACCAUUUAGUAAUGAUAUGAAAUUAUGUAUACCUAAUAAAUUAUUUCUAUUCUUUA
Messenger RNA from Argiope bruennichi, 2350 nucleotides. It is a transcript of the gene Cog6, whose product is annotated as conserved oligomeric Golgi complex subunit 6-like. The transcript is spliced from 15 exons. Gene Ontology annotation, cellular component: COG complex. Gene Ontology annotation, biological process: intra-Golgi vesicle-mediated transport. NCBI's taxonomy places the organism in Eukaryota, Metazoa, Arthropoda, Arachnida, Araneae, Araneidae. Bases 168 to 2093 code for a protein of 641 amino acids. The record is from RefSeq and is a predicted model, not a curated record.